UGGAAUAUUAAGCCGGGUACAAGUGUAUUACGAGUCAUAGUAAUAGGUUGCUGAAACAAAACCCUAUCAAAAUUCUUCACAGGUUGUGCUGCGCUCUCUCUUCCGCCGCCGCCGUAAAAAGCAUCCACCAUGGCUACCGACGCACCCUCAUCCCGUCAGCUCUCUCAAAAGGAAGCUGACAUCCAGCUUAUGUUGGCUGCCGAUGUUCAUCUCGGCACCAAGAACUGUGACUACCAAAUGGAGCGUUACAUUUUCAAACGCCGUCAAGACGGUAUUUAUAUUAUUAAUCUUGGAAAGACUUGGGAGAAACUUCAACUAGCUGCUAGGGUCAUUGUUGCAAUUGAGAACGCUAAGGAUAUUAUUGUCCAAUCUGCAAGGCCUUAUGGACAGAGAGCUGUUCUCAAGUUUGCCCAGUACACUGGAGCUAAUGCCAUUGCUGGAAGGCAUACUCCCGGAACUUUCACCAAUCAGCUUCAGACUUCAUUCAGCGAGCCUCGUCUUCUCAUCCUCACCGAUCCAAGAACUGAUCAUCAGCCAAUUAAGGAAGCUGCUCUUGGAAAUAUUCCCACAAUUGCUUUCUGUGACACUGAUUCUCCUAUGAGAUAUGUUGACAUUGGAAUUCCUGCUAACAACAAGGGAAAGCAUAGCAUUGGUUGUCUCUUUUGGCUUUUGGCUAGGAUGGUUUUGCAGAUGCGUGGUACUAUUCGCCCUGGUCAUAAGUGGGAUGUGAUGGUUGAUCUCUUCUUCUAUAGAGAUCCAGAGGAUGCCAAGGAGCAAGAAGAUGAGGAUGUUACUGCUCCAGAUUAUGCUAUUGCUGAUUUCAAUGCAGCUUCUAUCCCCACUGAUGGACAGUGGCCUUCUGCUAUUGAUCAGCCAUGGACUGAUGCUGUUCCUGAACCUAUUUCAGCAGCUCCUGCUGUCAACUGGUCUGCCCCAGAAGCUGUUGCAGGAGGGGACUGGGGUGAAGCCGUUCCACCACCACAACAAAUACCUGCUCCCGGAGUUGAAUCCAUCCAGGCCACUGGCUGGGAAUAAAUUAGUGGUUUUUGAUCUUUAUGAUAUCCCAUCCUGCAAUUUAUUUUUACCCUUUCCUUCCUCUGAAGUAACACCUGGAUCUGUUUUUUUGGUAGUUAAGGAACUUUAUUUUGUACUUGUUUGGUAUGAGUGGCAAAAAUAUUGUUUAUGACUUGGGAUAUUUUUUAUAAUUUGUGAAUGUUUUUCUUUGA
Molecule: messenger RNA, 1226 nt
Organism: Trifolium pratense (red clover)
Lineage: Eukaryota; Viridiplantae; Streptophyta; Magnoliopsida; Fabales; Fabaceae
Product: 40S ribosomal protein SA
Exons: 5
Coding region: 130-1035 (301 amino acids)
Biological process (GO): cytoplasmic translation; ribosomal small subunit assembly
Cellular component (GO): 90S preribosome; cytosolic small ribosomal subunit; ribosome
Molecular function (GO): structural constituent of ribosome
Source: RefSeq, a predicted model, not a curated record